Aureobasidium subglaciale EXF-2481 is the source of this 2411-nucleotide messenger RNA. RefSeq lists its product as uncharacterized. The coding region runs from base 83 to 2149 and encodes 688 amino acids. The transcript has 4 exons. NCBI's taxonomy places the organism in Eukaryota, Fungi, Ascomycota, Dothideomycetes, Dothideales, Saccotheciaceae. The record is from RefSeq and is a predicted model, not a curated record.
CAACUUUCAGAAAAUCGUUGAUAAACGCACACUUUCCAUCGUCCCCGGCCAUUAGAUGGGCGAAUGAGACAGUUUAAUCCAAAUGGAGUCCGAAGCUUCCAAGCGCCGCUCGGUGCGCCAGGCUAUAACUCGAAAACGGAGCUUGUACAUGGACCCGGACACGGAUGACGACUUCGACAUUGCCGACGCUCAGGAUUCUGUCAGCGAGCACAACCUGUCUCCAGAGCAUGAGCCGAAGCGACAAAGAACACCAAAAAGACGAACAAGCAAACCAUCUCCAAGAGAAACUAGGUCGGCGACGAAGAAACCUGUACACAAAAAGUCGCCACCCAAGCGCAAAACUAAACAUGCUUCGAAACCGACUAAAGUCGUACCUACUGCAGCUCCGAUUCCGAGUGAUGGGAUAAUUCCUAGGUGGCAGACCCUUCCCUAUGAGAUAUUAUCGCAGAUCUUCAGUUAUGCUUUUGCUGCUGAGCUUGAGCACGAAACAGGUGGUGUUGCAAGCCGAAGAGUCAACCAUCCUAAUACUUGGAUCAUGAGAACUGCACGAAAAGUGUGUCGAGCCUUCUCGGAACCAGCCUUGACAGCUUUCUACAGAGCGCCCAAUCUUCUGGCGGCGCGAUGGCUCGAGGACUUCUCCACAAUCAUAAAGCAACCCAAUGACCAGCAACUGUACUCUUAUAACAUGAAAGUCACCAGUAUAGAAGUGUCAGCUCGCAACUUGGAAUCUUUUGCUAGACUUCCUGGAAUGUCUUUUGCUGAGACUGCAUCGAAGCUGCCUCGACUUUCAUCAUUGAUCGUCACGCAUCAGUUGGACGAGCCACCCUAUGAGUACCAAGGCCGACUUCCUCGAUGGAAGUACUCGCAGGAUCUCUUUGAUGCUCUCGAUGCAAGUAACAUCCAUCUUACAUGUUGGAGAUGGAACGCACAUCUCAUCGAUCAAGCCGAAGGCAAAACGGAGUUCCAAGGGCUGACUGAAUGUAUGGCCGAAGUCCAUACAAGACCUUCUUUCCAGAGCUUACGUCACCUCACCAUCUCUCACCUUCCCUUGAUUGCUUUAGAAGCAAUGAAUCCGGAAGAAGAGGCUGCCGAUAUUGCCUUUGGCAAAAUCUUCAACGACUUACCCAACCUAGAGACCUUGUCUUUCGAAUGUUGUGAUCGUCUUUCAAUCCAGAUGUUACUUCAACUUCCAAAGACAUUGAAGACCAUCAAGUUUAUCAACUGCAUGCCUCUUAACUCGGACAUGCUGAGCGAGUUCUUGACUAGUCAUGGACAUACAAUCCAGGAGCUUGUCCUUGAUCACAACCCAUUUCUCGACCUUGCGUUCUUCAUGGACCUGCGCACGACAUGUCCGCAACUGCAAUCAUUGAAGAUGGACUUGUAUGACCACAGAGAGAAUUACUUCCGCCACUUUGGAGAGCCAAAGUACGAAAGUCUGUUGCUCGAAGACGAAAUUCCAACCUGGCCUUCUACCCUCCAGAUUUUGGAACUCGUCCAUUUGCAGAAAUGGGGUGCCAACGCUGCACAGAAUCUCUUCCGUUCGCUUGUCGAGUCUGCCGAGUCUCUACCGGAGCUCAGGAGGCUAGUCCUACAAGCUCACAUCAACAUUUCGUGGCGAGACAGAGCAGCUUUCAGAGAUCAGUGGAUAGAGCGUUUGCGCCGGGUCUACCGACGUUACCCAAAGAUCCCCGAUCCGAAGCUUGCCUCACUCAAAGCCUUCAGACUGUGGAAAAAUGCACAGACACGUCGCCAGCCAAGCCAUGUCGAGGUUAUUAUGCGUAAACCUAUGUUGGAAUCCCAAGCUUCCCAAGCUUCAGAUGACGAACCGCUAGCCAAGCGUCGCAGCAAGCGUGUUGUGAAGCCUGCUAGCCCACCACCAAUUCCCACUCCACCACCUGCGCAUAAGGGUCGCCGGGAGUCAGAUGCCGUCUCUUUGGCAUCUGAGGAUACCCCUGGAGAGGGCGAAGACUGGCGAAACACACCCGAACGUUAUGUGCAAGGGCUUUGCAGUGUUGUCGAUGUUCGUAUCGACAACCAGCGACCACGUGAAGAGCAAUUCAACGAGUCGCAUUUUCUGGACUCGGAGGCCAGUGGUGAUGAGGAGUGGACUGAAGGCGCUGAAGUCGAAGGAGACGAAUAUGCAUGGUAGUCUCAUGCUCGGCUGCUCAACAACUGAUUUACACGGCGUAUUGGAAGGGAUUCAAGGACUGAAAUUGCUACUCAAGAUACCACUAUGGGCUUGCUGGACGGAAAUGGGAAACGGAAAAUGGCUGCCACGAUGGAGCGAUACACACUAGCUCUAGCUUAAUCACUGCUUUACGAGUUGCUCCACACUCAUGCAUGUUGCUCAUCACGCCAGUUUUGCUUUCUGUGAUGUGAGGAGUUAUGCGUGAACGGCAUUUUGGCUCGCG